Messenger RNA from Tupaia belangeri chinensis (Chinese tree shrew), 1102 nucleotides. RefSeq names its product acyl-CoA wax alcohol acyltransferase 1 (gene AWAT1). Lineage: Eukaryota; Metazoa; Chordata; Mammalia; Scandentia; Tupaiidae. Gene Ontology annotation, biological process: lipid metabolic process. The record is from RefSeq and is a predicted model, not a curated record. Gene Ontology annotation, molecular function: long-chain-alcohol O-fatty-acyltransferase activity. The transcript is spliced from 7 exons. The coding region runs from base 116 to 1102 and encodes 328 amino acids. Gene Ontology annotation, cellular component: endoplasmic reticulum membrane.
UGUAAACUCCUCAUAGUUACAUGAAGUCACUAUUGAGCUAGCUUCCAGAACCUGGUGGAACCUCUGGUUGUAACACUGUUCUAGGAUAUUUGUCUCCCUCAAGUUCCCGAGCAUCAUGCCUCAUUCCAAGCAGCCCAAGCACUUCCAGAGUCUGAUGCUUCUGCAAUGGCCCUUGAGCUACCUCGCCAUCUUUUGGAUCUUGCAGCCAUUAUUGGUUUACCUGCUGUUUACAUCCUGGUGGCCGCUACCAGCACUUUACUUUGCCUGGCUUUUCUUGGACUGGAAGACCCCAGAGAAAGGUGGCAGGCGUUCAGCCUGGGUAAGGAACUGGUGUGUUUGGACCCACAUCAGAGACUAUUUCCCCAUUACGAUCCUGAAGACCAAAGACCUGCCACCUGAGCACAACUACCUCAUGGGGGUUCACCCCCAUGGCCUCCUGACUUUUGGUGCCUUCUGCAACUUCUGCACUGAAGCCACAGGCUUUUCAAAGACCUUCCCAGGCAUCACUCCUCACCUGGCCACGCUGUCCUGGUUCUUCAAGAUCCCCAUUGUUAGAGACUACCUCAUGGCCAAAGGUGUGUGUUCCGUGAGUCAGCCAGCAAUUGACUACCUGCUGAGCCAUGGCACUGGCAACCUUGUGGGCAUUGUAGUGGGAGGUGUGGGAGAGGCCUUGCAAAGCGUGCCCAACGCCACCACCCUCAUCCUCCAGAAGCGUAAGGGGUUUGUGCGCACAGCCCUCCAACACGGGGCUCAUCUGGUCCCCACCUUCACUUUUGGAGAAACCGAGGUAUAUGAGCAGGUGCUGUUCCAUAAAGACAGCAAGAUGUACAAGUUUCAAAACUGUUUCCGCCGCAUUGUUGGUUUCUAUUUUUGUGUCUUCUAUGGACGAGGUUUCUGUCAAGGCUCCAUUGGACUCCUGCCGUACUCCCAGCCUAUUGUCACCAUAGUUGGAGAGCCUCUCCCACUGCCCAAAAUUGAAAAUCCAAGCCAGGAGAUGGUGGACAAAUACCAUACACUCUAUAUGGCUGCCCUGCAUAAACUGUUUGAUCAGCAUAAGACACAGUAUGGCCACUCAGAGACCCAGAAACUGCUUUUCCUGUGA